ACAUCACUUUUCUUACUGCCGCGCUGUAACAACCCGCACAAUUCUCAUCGGCUGGAAUUUACACAGGGACACCUGCAGUAGAGACUCACCCAGAUGCCCUGGUUUAAGCGCCAAAAUGCUGCUUUUCCGCGCCUGAGCCGCCACAGCAUAUCCGAGUUGCACGUUGAGACCUGAAGCCGGUUCGUAUUCCGUUAGCUGUGUUCCCCUGGAGCUCACCGCUGUCCCUGCGUCACGUUGUCAUGAAGUUUGCAACGUCCAGACGGCAAGGUGCAUCAUAGUUGCCGAUACCGGAGACAUGUGACUCGCCUCGUAGAAUGACCCGGCAUCAUCGUGGUGGCUCUGACUGGUGUACAAUACAGCCACGGCGAGCAUGUCACGGUGGAGGGUAGCUGCCUAUGGUAUGAGUCGGCUGGUCUACCAUGAACUGGCGCUCUGCCCUCGAAAGACCGGAGCAGCCAUUGGAGAUCCUGGUCAUGGAUUGAAUCUCAGCGAUGUCUCCCGAGUCCCACUCAGAUCCUCUCUGCCCAUUUCAACCCACCUGCAAUCACAAGGCGAAGGCACUAAGAGAUAUUGAUCAGGCUUUCUUGAUUCUUUUGAUCUCGGCCCCCAUGAGGCGGGUAUAUCCCAGAACUACUAUACAUUUCACCUCAUCCCACCCAAGCUCCUCAUCGUCCAAACAAACCAGUGGUAUCCCCAUCAAAAUCCCAAAACCCAAGACCAGAACUCCACGUCAUGCAUGCUUCUCAACCCUGUAUACAUAUAUAUAUAUAUAUAUAUAUAUAUAUAUAUAUACCGGGGAGACACCACAUAUUAACCAAGACCCCCCCAAAAAAAAGGAAGAACAGAGUAAGAAUGAAAGAAGAGAUAAAGAAGAAAAGGAAACUGGGAAUUCGAGGGUCCUCAACAGCACCAGUCCAAAAGUAGCUGCCGGGUCCUCUUACUCCCCCUCUCACCCAACUCUUCCACCCAUCCAGUGUCGUCCAGAACGUAGUAUUGUCCAACAUCCCCUCUUCUUCAUCUUCUUCCAUCUCCCUCCAAACCAACCAACCAACUUGCCUCGCGGCAACCUCUAGUAGCCCGAGUGACAAGAAGAAAAGAAAGGCAGUAGUCUGUUUGUAACAAAGAAACAGUGAUUUGCAACUGAGUGUA
This is a messenger RNA of Parathielavia appendiculata, 1149 nucleotides long. RefSeq lists its product as uncharacterized. The coding region runs from base 492 to 1073 and encodes 193 amino acids. The record is from RefSeq and is a predicted model, not a curated record. Lineage: Eukaryota; Fungi; Ascomycota; Sordariomycetes; Sordariales; Chaetomiaceae. The transcript has a single exon.